Ostertagia ostertagi is the source of this 729-nucleotide messenger RNA. Lineage: Eukaryota; Metazoa; Nematoda; Chromadorea; Rhabditida; Trichostrongylidae. The record is from the annotation of a GenBank genome assembly.
AUGCGGCUGAGUUCGUGCAUGAAGCGAGUGUUUUACCCAUUGGCGAGCCCUUUAUCCACGCCAGUUCAAGGGAAGACACCCAAACGAGUUACAGCCGAUGAAGCUGUGUCCAGCGUUUCCUCAGGUAGUCCAUUCGUCCUUGUUCGUUCAGUGAUGGGACUUGCUGUUGUCGUGUUUUACAGUUUGACGUUCUAUUUUAUACUUUAUUCUCCAAGAAUGCGGCUGAGUUCGUGCAUGAAGCGAGUGUUUUACCCAUUGGCGAGCCCUUUAUCCACGCCAGUUCAAGGGAAGACACCCAAACGAGUUACAGCCGAUGAAGCUGUGUCCAGCGUUUCCUCAGGUGAUCACAUUUUUGUGCAUGGACCAGCCUCCACCCCUACUGAAUUAUUGGAAGCACUUUGUCGCCGGGUAGACUCUCACGGGCUCACUGAUCUCCGACCGAUACAUAUUAUUCUGGGCGGAAAAGUUCCGUGGACAGACAAGAAGUACUUUGGAAAAAUACGCUCGAAUGGCCUAUUUCUAUGUGGAAACAUACGGAAUCUGGUUAAGCAAGGUCAAGCCGACUACACACCAGUGUUCCUCUCUGAUAUGCCUUCCUACUUCUACAGUAAAAGUUUUCCUGUUGACGUCGCCAUGAUCUCUGUGAGUCCUCCAGGUCUGUUGCCUAAGUCUGUUAUUGUACAUGGAUUCAUAUGGCUACAGUUGCAUUUUAUUAAUGAGCCCUCUUGA